This is a messenger RNA of Leopardus geoffroyi (Geoffroy's cat), 2754 nucleotides long. It is a transcript of the gene ZCWPW1, whose product is annotated as zinc finger CW-type and PWWP domain containing 1. Bases 632 to 2611 code for a protein of 659 amino acids. Gene Ontology annotation, cellular component: nucleus. The record is from RefSeq and is a predicted model, not a curated record. Lineage: Eukaryota; Metazoa; Chordata; Mammalia; Carnivora; Felidae. Gene Ontology annotation, molecular function: zinc ion binding. The transcript is spliced from 20 exons.
UGCCGCCAGGGCUUAGGGAGCGGGUCCUGGUGGCAGAGAAGGCGGGAGAGGCGAGAGUGGGCUUGCGGAUAGUCUCAACUAAAAUAUCAAUAUAGGGCGUGGAGGAAACUAAAAGUUAGAUUAGGAAUCAAGAAACGAAAGGAGGAAGGAAAAGGCAGUAUGGGACAGACGGAAAAGUUAGUAAACGGAAGAUGUGCUUCACGAACGAUCAGGCGCUGCUCCUGUCGCCUAAGAAAGUGAGGCCAUCGAGGAUUAUGGGAUUUGUAGUUUUACGUGUCAUUUGGUUGGAAGAUGGCGGAAAUGACAGCUGCGCAAACGCAGAAGCAGCUUCAGCUGCGCUUGCGCUUCAGUCUCCGGACCACUCCCCUGGGGUGGGAACGGUGCUUGUGCGUGGCCUCGCGCCUUUCCUUGUUGGCGGGAAAACUGAGCCGAGGUUGGGGGGCUUGCAGAACUGCUGCAGUGGCUCACUCUGCUCCUCGUGUUUACGCCCUCCUUGUUCCAGAAGGUUCAUGGAGUCUGUGUGGACUGUGUGUCUGAGGACAAUUCUAACAGGAGAAAAUUCAUCUGGAACAGAGGACCAGAGACUUGAGUUGUCAUAAAAGGCACAAAGAAAGUGUAGCUUCUGAGCUAAAUGAUGGCAACGUUGCAGAGUAAAGAAGAACAUGGGAAGGGGUCAAAGAAAACCUUCGCCCCACCUGUACAAAAAAUGCAUAGCCUGAUGUGCUAUAGCCCUAACUCACCCAAGGAGGAGACCCUGGGGAUCAGUUCCUCAAAGGACAGGUUAGAGAAGAAGGAGGAGAAAGCAACCACAGAAAAUGGUCCAAGCAGUGGCCAGGAGAAAAAAGGAAAGGCUCAAGACAAGCAAGCAGAGAAGAAAGCAAAGGAAAAAUUAAGUCUCACCAAUGCAGAAUUUGAGGAGAUUGUCCAGAUUGUGCUACGGAAGUCCCUCCAGGAGUGUUUGGAGAUGUCCUGUGCCCAGCCCAUAAGACGUACCCAAUUAGACAAGAAACCAGGAAUUGCUUCUUCUACUGAUAAUGAUAAUGCUGAUGGAGAGAAGGUAAUGGUACCUCAUAUUCUAGAGAUUUCAGCCACUAAGGAAGCUGGAGUGACCUCUGUGAUAGAGACACCUAAGCCAGGCCAGCCAGAUCCUCCACCUUCUGAGAAGAAAUUCAAUAGAUUCUCCUUAAGCAAAGGAAAGAAAGGAGCCCAAGAUGAGAAAAUGGAGAAAGCCCAAAGUGGACGUGAGCCCAGACAGAAAGCUCAACUGAAAAAAACAGUUCAAAAUCAUUCUCAGAUCAGAAACCAACAAAAAGGAGAAGGCAGUGGUUUUGGUCAGUGUCUCGUCUGGGUCCAGUGUUCCUCCCCAAACUGUGAGAAGUGGAGGCGGCUUUGUGGGAACAUUGACCCCUCAGUGCUUCCAGAUAAUUGGUCCUGUGAUCAGAAUACAGACUUGAAGUAUAAUCGCUGUGACAUCCCUGAGGAGUCCUGGAUAGGGCAUGAGAGUGAUGUGGCCUAUGCCUCCUACAUUCCAGGAUCUAUCAUCUGGGCCAAGCAAUAUGGUUAUCCUUGGUGGCCAGGCAUGGUAGAAUCUGAUCCUGACCUGGGGGAAUAUUUUCUUUUUGCUUCUCAUCUUGAUUCCCUGCCGUCUAAGUACCAUGUGACAUUUUUUGGAGAGACAGUUUCUCGUGCUUGGAUCCCAGUUAACAUGCUGAAGAACUUCCAGGAGCUGUCCCUGGAGCUAGCUGGAGUGGAGAAGCUGUGUUGGGAGAAAGUCCCAUGUCUGACCAAGUGUGCAAGGGUGAGGUUAUUCAUGAGGGACUCUUCUUUCUAUCAGAAAAGGUGCAGGAACAAGGAUUGCAGUCAGAAACUGGGAGUGGCCCUGACGAUGGCUCAGGAGGCAGAACAGAUCAGUAUUCAGGAACGGGUUAACUUGUUUGGUUUCCGGAGCCGAUACAAUGGAUCUGACAAUAGUCUGGAAGGAAAAGACACAACACUUACUGGGGCUAACAGCCCAGAUUCCCGCUUGGAGAGAGAAGGGGAAGAGGCCGUGUUGGAGGAGGUGGAGGAGGAGGAAGAAGAGGAAAAAGACUCAACUUUGCCCAGUCCCAAGCCAGCCAAAAUUCAGACAAAAAACCCCAAGGCAAGAGGCAUAGCAGAUGGACGAGAUGGGAUCCUGCAAAGGAAGACAACGAAGAGAUCUCUGGGAAAUGAAUCUGCAGCAACGCCUGUACGCAUAAUGGGAAGGAAAGAAGGACACAGGAAUUCAGAGCCUGACCAGCCAGUUUUAUCACUUUUUCAUCCAGGCCCUAAGAAAAAAUUUAAAGCUCCCCAAAGCAAAGCUGCAGGAACCAACUUCCCUGAGGACAAAGAAGCUAGGAUGGAGCCAAAGGGCCCGACCCCACCAGCUCAUCUUGGGGCCUGUCCCAUGGUGGGGAAAGAAGGCUCAAAGUGUCCUCAGGAGGCUGGAAGUGUCCUCCAUGACAAUGAAGCCUCCAGUGACUUGGACCUGGAGCAACUCCUGGAAGAUGUUGGAGAAGAGCCGGAGCAGCUGGAGGAGCCACAGUGUGGAGAUGACCCUGGGGAGUUCACCACGACCUUCUUUGAGGAAUAGCUGUGUGCUCCUGCCUCACCCGCUUCCACAGGAGCAGCAGAGAGAGCCCCUCAGAGGGUCCCUGAGAAGCUACUAAGUGUGGGGUUUGUUCCUCGGCUACAGGUCAAUUGGCUAAAGUCACGGCUCUGCAGUUUAUGUGUUAA